Messenger RNA from Cuscuta campestris, 1616 nucleotides. The record is from the annotation of a GenBank genome assembly. Lineage: Eukaryota; Viridiplantae; Streptophyta; Magnoliopsida; Solanales; Convolvulaceae.
CCGCCGGCCGGCAAUUGGAAUUUGGAAGAGAGUGACGGAGUGACCUAGUUUCAGGGCCGAGAGGAUUCCGCCAUAGCAGCAGCUGAUGCCGGCGGCAGCAGUUGAUCACUGAUCGAUCGAUCGAUCAUCUCUGUCGCAUGGAUUCUUGUUUUUCUUUCAUAAACCCACCACAAAAAACACUCUUCCUUUUGCCAGCGUAUCCAGAUUCUGCCGACUUCUGAUCCAUUCUUCAAUGGCAUCCGCCUCUUUCGUUGCUAGAACCGUCUUCGCCAGCCGCUCUGUUUUUCAACUUUCUUCUCCAUCUUCUAUUUUCCACAAGGUCCAAUCCCUCAAAUUUGCCUUUUCCAAGAGACAGUGGAACUCGCAAGCAUCUUUCUUCCGUCUAUCACAUCGGGUUACUGGUUUUUCUGUUUUUCGGAUGGCUUCAUCACUGUCUAGGGCUCAACCUUCAUUCUCACCAGCAUCCUUGAGCACAAAUGAACCUGUUGUGUCUGUUGAAUGGCUGCAUGCCAACCUUCGAGAGCCUGAUCUAAAGGUUUUGGAUGCUUCAUGGUAUAUGCCAGGUGAUCAGAGAAAUCCACUUCAAGAGUAUCAGGUUGCACACAUUCCCGGUGCACUAUUCUUUGACUUAGACGGCAUAGCUGAUCGAACUACUAAUCUGCCGCAUAUGUUGCCAUCAGAAGAAGCAUUUGCUGCUGCUGCGUCUGCUCUUGGUAUUGAGAAUAAAGAUGGGGUUGUCGUAUAUGAUGGGAAAGGGAUUUUCAGUGCUGCUCGUGUUUGGUGGAUGUUUCGUGUUUUUGGUCAUGAUCGAGUUUGGGUUUUAGAUGGAGGCUUGCCAAGAUGGCGUGCUUCUGAAUAUGACGUUGAAUCAAGUGCAUCUGGUGAUGCAAUUCUGAAAGCUAGUGCUGCCAGUGAUGCUAUAGAGAAAGUGUAUAAAGGGCAAGCAGCUGGACCUAUCACAUUUCGAACCAAGUUUCAGACACAUCUUGUUUGGACACUUGAACAGGUGAGGAACAAUAUUGAUGAAAAGUCACAUCAGCAUAUAGAUGCUCGUUCAAAAGCUAGGUUUGAUGGGGUUGCACCAGAGCCACGAAAAGGAAUACGUAGUGGACAUGUUCCAGGCAGCAAAUGCAUUCCCUUUGCUGAGAUGCUUAAUGACUCGCAGACACUUUUAUCUGUAGAGGAUCUCAAGAAAAAAUUUGACCAAGAAGAAAUCUCUGUGGAGAGUCCUAUAGUGACCUCAUGUGGCACUGGUGUGACAGCUUGUGUUCUUGCCUUGGGACUGCAUCGACUGGGAAAUGGUGAUGUGGCGGUUUAUGAUGGUUCAUGGACAGAAUGGGGAGCAAAUAUGGAAACCCCAGUGGUUUCGACAUCUGGUGAAGCUUAGAAAAAGAAAAGCUCGUGAUCCUCUGAAAUUAGGUUCUACAACAUAAAAUCUGAUUGUGUUUACUUGCUAUGUGGAUUCGGGGAUAUUUAUACGUAUAUUUGCUUGCAUGUUUGAACAGUUCAUUUAUGAGAGUAUACCUGUUUUUUUUGCUUUCUUUUUAGUGUUAAAUUCUAUGAAAAAGUUUACAAUUUUUCAACAAUCUUUCGAACAAUAAUAGUUUCAAACAUCU